AUGUCCGAUAAUCCGCUUUACAGUUGGGUGGGGCGCCGAAUCAGGCUUGAGGUACCCGAGGUCGGAACCUCCGAUAGCAGAGAAUGGAGUCGAGAGAUCCCAAGAUCUCGUAAAUUCUCGAGAUCCGUGACGUUGGAGCCCCCAAGGAUUUUGCUGAUGUGUAAGGUUUUUAUUGGAGACAAACGAAAAAGAGCCGAAACAUUAUUCGCUGCAGUGUUCAUGUUGUGUGGACGAUGCAAAGGAACUACAACAAAUGCGCAAUUGAACAGGAAUGUGCCUUCAGAAUUUGUUCGAAUCGCUGAUUGA
Molecule: messenger RNA, 306 nt
Organism: Anisakis simplex (herring worm)
Lineage: Eukaryota; Metazoa; Nematoda; Chromadorea; Rhabditida; Anisakidae
Source: the annotation of a GenBank genome assembly